AUGUUGAGUUACUGCGAGCCAACAGGAAUGCGCUCCUACAUUUACAAUAAGAACUCUGUGAUUGGCUCGCAGGCAGAGCACGGUGGGAUGAGGACGUACUUCUUCAGUGCCGACACGCAGGAGGACAUGAAUGGUUGGAUCCGAGCCAUGAACCAGGCUGCUCUCAUGCAGAGUCAAGGCAUCAAGGGGGUCGCUUCAGGAAGCCUCCAGCGGCCGAGAGGAGGAGCCUCCGGAGGGGGAGGAUUCCGACUGAGCCAGGGGGACGAGGAGAGUACGUGUGGGAGGCUCCUGGAAGGCUCAGCCGAUCCAAGCCACGGCGGUAGAGGUGCAGGAGCUGACAGGCUCUCCCCAGACACUCUCCCUGGCCCCUCACACCCCAGGAAUGGCCAGGCCCACACAGUCCUCGCCACGCUGCCCCCUGAGCAGAAUGGGAACGUYGUGUAUAAGAGGGGCUUUGUCCCACGGACAGCCACAGAGAAGCAGGUGCAGAGGAAGACUGCUCUGGCUCAGGUGGAGCACUGGGUCAAAGUACAGAAGGGAGAUCCCAAGAGCAACACAUCUACUACUGAGUACGCCCUCCCCCUCCCUCGGCGGACGCCUCCCCUGCAGCCUAAGGCCGUGGUAGUAGAGGCCUACCAGACAUUGCCAAAGACCCCCAGACUCCCGUCUGGCGGGAGCUCCCCUUCGGCGCCCCGCAAUCUGCCCAGCGACUACAAAUACGCCCACGACCGGCUCAGCCACUUCCGCAUGUCCACCGAUGAGCGCAUGGCCACCAAGGAGGGCAUGGUAUGGCAGCUGUAUGAGUGGCAGCAGCGCCAGCAGUUCCGCCAUGGCAGCCCCACGGCACCCAUCUACACCGGGCCAGASUUCCUGGACACRGCCUCCUUCAGGGUCAYUGUGGAGMUGCCUCGCUCCAUCUCUGUGCCYCCUUCCCCCUGUGAAGUCCCCCCAUCUGUCCCCACCUUCAAACCACUGUCCCCCCACAGGCCACACACCCCCUCAGACAGGGUGACGGUCAGGCCGCUGGAUGAGGUGCCACCUGGGGAGUCCCCCACCGGCUCCAGUUCUCCUAGACGGGUGUUUUCUCAGCUCUCUAAGACUAGUCAGCUGGAGAGACGGUCAAUGCCAGCCAUGGGCUACAUCACACACACAGUCAGCGCACCAAGCUUGCAUGGGAAAAACGGUUUGAAGUGCUCUCUCUCUGUCCCUCCCUCUCUUCCUCUCCCUGGCCUGGGCCUGACCCUACUGCAGCCGGAGGAGCUGACCCUGCUGCUCAUUCAGCUCAGGAGUCACCAGGCCAAGAUGGCUGGUGUGCACGGCGACGCCCUCCACCACCUACAUCACAACGGCCUCCUAGGCCCCAGCCUGCAGGUCAGGCCCCUCAUAUCCUCCCCCUGCAGCCGCCCUGCUCUGCAGCCCCACUCCAAUGAUUGUGGAUCCCAGCCCCCAGCCAAAUCCCCAUCACCCGCAGCAGAUGAUACUUACAUGCAACUGAAGAAGGACCUGGAUUAUCUCGAUCUGAAGGUUACAGGGCGUGAAACUCUAAAAGACAGACCAUCGAGACCUGUUAAGAUAGCAGAGAGCGAUGUUGAUGUCAAGUUAAGUCGACUGUGUGAACAAGACAAGAUCCUUCAGGAGCUGGAAACAACGAUACGCACGCUCAAGGAAGACAAGGACAAGUUGGAGUCCGUGCUGGACGUGUCCCACCAGCAGAUGGAGCAGUACCGGGACCAGCCGGCCCACCAGGAGAAGAUAUCCUACCAGCAGAGACUACUGCAGGAGGACGUGGUGCACAUCAGAGCUGAGAUCUCCCAGGUGUCCACGGAGAUGGAGAAUGCGUGGAACGAGUACAGCAGCCUGGAGAGAGAUGUAGACUGGUUGAGGACAGCUCUGGGGGGCCAGAUGAACCGCAGUGGUCUCUCUCAGAAGGAGAAGUCCCAGAUCAAGAGGGAGUUGUGGAGGGUUGAAGACGUAAUAGCAGGCCUCAGCUCCAGCAAAGCCAACUACCAAGUCACCAUCUCCUCUGUGACCAACCCAGAGAGAAAACUUGUGCCUUCCGUGUCGCCAUCGUCAGUGCCUUCUCUCUCUGCCAGUCCCUCCCUGGGAGAGAUGAGACUGGCCCAGCAGCACAGCCCCCACCUCAGCCCCACAACCCCCACCACCACCCAGCACACCACCGCAGCCCUCCCCAUGUCUGUGCCAAAAUGGGCAGAUGAGGGCGCCCCUCCCCGACCACCACUACCUCAGCUAUACAGUCCUGAGGACCACGCCCCGGCCGUGCCUCCGCCGCCCAGGGAAACCAGCGUCAUCAGACACACGUCUGUACGAGGCCUCAAACGACAGUCUGACGAACGCAAGCGGGACAGGGAGAUCGGCCAAUACASCAACGRMGACAAYAAGGUGUGUGUUUGGAGAGAGCUAUGGAGCCGUGUGUCUGUGUGUCUGUGUGGUACUGAUAUCKGUCUCUGUGGGUGUCAGGUGGAGCUGCGCACCUUCCUGAGUGAACCUGAGCUUCUGGGAGUGGGAGGGUCUGGUCACAUGAGGAUGGGGGCCUUGGGGCAUGAUGGUGGCUACCAGACCCUGCCAAGCAGAGGGCCGGCUGGCUCCUCAUCCAGGCUAAAUCAGUCCACAAACAUCUCCUCAUAUGUUACCCUCAGAAGAGGAGCCUCAGCCGCCUCAGGCCUGAAGGAGAGACCAAAGAGUGCCUUGGAGCGUCUGUACUCUGGGGAUGUGCUGCAGCAGCAGAGCAGGGGUAGGAUGAGUGCUGAGGAGCAGCUGCAGAGGAUGAAGAGGCACCAGAAGGCUCUGGUCCGCCAGCGCAAGAGGACCCUGAGUCAAGGAGAACGCCAGGCCUCUUCAUCACGAGCCUCCUCCUCCUCCUCAUCAUCACAGCAACGCCCCCUUUCCGCAGACCUGGGCUCAUGGAGGCGAGAGCAGGAGUUUGACCUGCAGUUGCUGGAGCGGGCGGUGCAAGGGGAGGAGGCGCGGGGCGUGGUCCAGGGCGAGGAGUGUCCAGCAGAGCACAGUGAUAGACCUCGGUCCCAGUCAGACGAGUGGCUGACCCUCCGCUCUACAGCCAYGUCCACACUUACCCAGGAGGCGGACCUGGAGACGCUGGACUAUGACCURGACCUCAGCCGAGAGCUGGCCAAACCUCAGAAGGUGUUAAUCCCUGAGCGCUACAUAGACACAGAGCCUGAGGAACCUCUCAGCCCUCAGGAGGUGGAGGCUCGCCAUCGCAACAUGGAGCGCAUCAAGAACAUUCUGGCCAAGUCCAGUGUUCAGAUCCUGGCGGGGCCCUCUGUGGCGGUGGAUAAGCCAGAGGUGCUGGGUCUGGACUCAGCCCUACUGAAGCAGGAGAGGAUCAUCACCAUGUCUUACGCCCUGGCCUCAGAGGCCUCCCUCAAGAGCAAGCAGGUCGCAGGUAAUACCAACACACACAACUGGACACACACUCUGCAGUAAUACCAACACACACAACUGGACACACCACA
This is a messenger RNA of Salvelinus sp. IW2-2015, 3494 nucleotides long. NCBI's taxonomy places the organism in Eukaryota, Metazoa, Chordata, Actinopteri, Salmoniformes, Salmonidae. The record is from RefSeq and is a predicted model, not a curated record.